AGCGCUGCGCUUCGUCGUUGCAUAAUUAUUUUAAUUGAAAAUAGCUGUUAAAAGUUGUGUAUUGUAUCAAUGAAGGUUGUGUAUGUGUUAAAAGUUGUGCGAUGGGUGACCGAGGCAGAAAAUUAGUGCAACUAGCCUGCAGUAACAGGCUAGAAACAGUGGGAUCAGGUGGUUCUAAUAACAGAUUUUCUAUGACGGGACCUAGUGUUUCAACGGCAAACGAAAACAUAAGAUGUUACCUGCAAAACAAUAAUGAUGACAAUGACUCCUCCGAUCUUGAUGAAUCGCAAAUUGAUAUCGCCGCCCAAAUGCACAAUAUUGUCACCGAUGAUAAUAUUACGGCAGACUCAAAUGAUGAAAGUAAUUUAUUUGGCAGUGACUAUUCGGAUGAAGAUCCCACUUACGUGCCAGAUCCUAAGGACUAUUCGCCAAAGCAAAUAGAUUCCGACUCUGAUUUUAUUCCUGAAAGUCCGAAUGCUUUCUCCAAACAGGAAGACUUUUUUAUGGUGCUGAUUGAUGAAGUUUUAGAUCGAGUUUGGAUUUCUGUAGAAGGUGACUAUUCAGCAGCAGCUUAUGUUCAAGAUUCAGAUUCAGAAAACGAUACACCUCAGCAAAAUGAUUCCGGCCAUGAUAUUAUUAUUCCUGAAACUCCCAGCCCAUGCAAACAGCAGAAACGUUCCUUGUCGAUAUUUAACAACGUUUGUAGUUCUGGAGAAGGUGAAUGCAUAGAAAGUUCUUCUUCUUGUGUUCCAGAUUCAGAGGACGAUCCAUUAAAAGCUACAUUGUGCAUUAGUGUAGAUGUCAUCUCCGAUGCUGUAAAUAAAAAAGAUUCAUUAGGAUUGUAUGUCGAGGAUGAUAAACGUGGCAAGAAAAGCCCACCAAAUAAAACUAAAAUAGAAGAUGUUAAACGGGUCCAGGAUCACAUAGAGAGCUUUCCUGUAAUGGAUUCUCAUUACUGUCGUAAAGACAUAAAUGCUAGUUGUUUCAAUGCCGCAACAUUUAAAAAUGAAAAUGAAAAAGGUUUGCCUGCCGAAAAAGGAUUCACGCAGGCGUCGAAGGAGAGGCGGCCGCGCAAGGCGCCUCGCAAGAGCCAGUGUGGCACAGCGGAGCCAGAUAUUGCAUCUGGACUGAGGGCUGCCACGCCGAAUACGGCGCUAUACGUAUCGCGCCUGCAUGUUUCCGCCACGGCUGACGAUGUGGUGGAAUAUCUGCGCAAGAACACCCGUUACGAGUUGAAAGUGUUCCAGCUGCGAUCGCGUCAUUACGUGCACUUCCGCUCGUUUGUGAGAGGAAGGAUGAUCGAGGUGUAA
Cydia splendana is the source of this 1310-nucleotide messenger RNA. RefSeq lists its product as uncharacterized. The coding region runs from base 102 to 1310 and encodes 402 amino acids. Lineage: Eukaryota; Metazoa; Arthropoda; Insecta; Lepidoptera; Tortricidae. The transcript has 8 exons. The record is from RefSeq and is a predicted model, not a curated record.